UAUUCAGAACGUGAUAUGACACACUAAUGAAACGGUGCCAAUGUAAUAUAACAUGUUUACAUGUAUUCAGUCCUUUUACUGUAGGCAAUGACAGUGGAUAUGUCAUUAGUGACCUGCCGCAGGGCCAACUGAUCUUUUUAGCUUCAGAUUGUGUCAAUCAAACAGACCGUGGAGAUCUCACACACUUUCGUUUGCUUACAUACAACGUUGUGUCAAAUGACCCAUUAUGUAGAGGGACACAAAGAACAUUAAUAAUAUUAUGACUAUGACAGUAUUAAUGCACGCAAGUAUUUGACGUAGGCCUGUAACGGACACAUGUUCAACGGAGAGUCUUCUCAGCUUACAGACGGGCACCCGUGAAUCAACCGACUAAAGCCCCUAUCAGGCAUAUUCUAGGCAGCUCUCUGCAGUGAAGGGGUCUUUUCAGAAAGUCUUCCUUACGCAUGCGCGAACGAUGCACUGCAUUUGCAAAUCAGCAGUGGCAGAGUGGACAACAUACCAAAACCGAAGAAAAUACCGGUGUUGGAAAUAUUUCUUUAAAUUAUGUUUUAACUGUCCACCUUCUCCUGGAAAUGUGACGGAGGGUAGCCCAUGUUGUAUUAGUGCCUGUGUGACAUGCUGGCUUGUUUGCCAGUAUCCAACCCCACAUUCCAGCUUCGUUCUCACUUGCAGAUGAACACUGGACUUCAGAAAUGGGACACCACACAGAAGAUGAGAUCCGCACAUUAUCCAUCCCCAGCGGAAUUGGAUGCCUUUGCUAAGAAAAUUGCCAGCAACCCGCUGACCAUCAAGAUCUUCCCCAACAGUGUCAAAGUACCUCAGAGGAAACACAUCCGUCGCACAGUCAACGGCCUGGACACCUCCAGUCACCGCUACAGCCCCUACCCUUCUCAGGAGUCCUCCCGCUCAGGCCUUCUUGCCGUUGUGAAGGUGCCAGUCAAAAGCGUCUUGAAGGGCCUGGACGCCAGUUGCACCCGCUUCCUGCCCAAGCCCAUCAUGAACCCCCACAGCGGGCCCUACGCGGCCCAGAGCACUUUACCGCCUCAGCAGACUGUGGCCCACCUGCUGGCUCUCCCCCAGCCCCCAGCUGGGGCCCACAAGCAGGGCCUCCCCUCCCACCUCCAGCAGCAGCAGCAGCAACCGCUGCAGCAGCAACCGCUGCAGCAGCAACAGGGCAUGGCACGCCCACAGACCAUCCAGCACCACGGCCUUCCUCAUCCACCCAGUUUACGGCCUCAGCCUGGCCUGAGCCGUCAGCAGGCUCUCCAGCAGACUCUCCAGCAGCAGCAGCAGCAGCAGCAGCAGCAGCAGCAGCAGCAGCAGCAGCAGCAGCCUGGUCUGAGCCACCCACAGAGCUUACUGCAGCAGCAGCAGAAGCAGCAGAUGGCCUCUCAGGGCUUAAGACUCCUGGCAGAGAUGGCUCCCAGGGCCCCCAUGCUGCCCCCACACAGUAUCCAGGCUCAGGCUCAGGCUCAGGCCCAGGCCCAGGGCCUCUCUCAGCCCCAGACUCUCCCCCCUCAGGCCUCCACUACGGCUGGAGCUGGUUCCCCAGCCCCAUCUGGCAUGGUGCUGGUCCCGGGAAUGCACAGCACCCCUCGCAAGCUGCCCGACGGUGAUGCCCCUCCCAAUGUGACCGUGUCUACCUCAACCAUCCCGCUGUCCAUGGCGGCUAGCCUGCAUCACAACCGGCCCAGCGACCUCAGCAGCAUUGUGAACCAGAUCAACCAGUUCUGUCAGGCCCGGGCCGGAGCUGCUGGCACGUCGGUCUGCGAGGGCCAGAUCGCCAACCCCAGCCCCAUCAGCCGCAACCUGCUCAUCAACGCCAGCUCCCGUGCCUGCGGCCCGUACCCGCACCCUCACCCUCACCCGCACCCUCACAUGCACCCGCACCCUCACCAACACCAACACCAACACCCUCACCAACACCAACACCAUCACCCUCGCCUCGGCCUCCAGCCUGUCCCCUCCUCCUGUGCCCUCAACCCCAAUGUCUCCCAUGCCAGUGCCAUCCAGCCCACCACUAUGGCUGUCCUGAGUAGGCUGCCCCUCUAUCAGAACCAUCUCAAACAGCCGCAGCCCCACUUACCUCAGCAGCCACAGGCCCACUGGAAGCAGCAACCGUCGCAGCCUCUCAGCCACAUGUCGCACAUGCCCGACGGGCCGCCACCCUGCAAGAGCGUGGCCCGGGAGGACCCGGGGGGCUCUGGCUUCCCCACCAAGGGCCUGCCCUACUCCCAGGAGGCGUGCAUGGGCCAGCAGCCCUACGGUCUCAAAGCCCCACUAGACAAGCCCACCCCGUCGCCUCCGGUGAGCGGCAUGGUGGGGGGCCCUGGGAUGAACUACAAUAACGGGCACUAUGUGCAGCAGCAGCCGCCUUGGAGCAGCAUCUUGCCCACCCCGAAUAGCGACAGCUCUGGUUCCCAGGACCUGGCCAUAAACUUCCACGGGGGUCUGCCGGGGGGCAGCACCUCCGUUGACUGCACCCAGGGGACUCACUACAGGACUGGAGCUGUCGGCGCCGCCAACGGCCACCCGGGCCUGAUGCCGAACGUGGACUACAUGGCCGGCGAUUUCGCAAGCUUCCGGGAGCAAACCAACCUGGGCAUGAUGGGUAAGAUGCCCAGGCUCCCCGUCAUGACAAACGCUAGGGCCCCUGAUUCAGGUGACAGUAGAAAUGUUCCCAUUCACCACCACCCAGGGUAUAGAUGAGGCUUGACAAGGCAGUCAUUAAGUGUGACGGCAAUUCAUAAAACGCUUAUCGCCCAGUCUCACGAAUAAUCCACAGAGCUCCGGUUUCCCAGGCAAGGGUUAAAACUAGUCCUUGACAAAACUACAUUCAGAAUAAUAAUAAUAAUUAAAAAUACAUUUUUUUUUUUUUUUCUCGUUUUUUUGUCUAGUGAGAACACCAAUGCAUCCAGGGCCAGGGUUAAUCCCUGUCUGAGAAACCAGCUUAAAGUGUUUUUUAGAUAAUGAAUAGUGCUCUUAUUGGAGUGUUGGUGUAUGUGAAGGUCAUUAACUCCCCAGCCUUUCCUGUUUCUCUGUGUCCCGGCUGGAUAAAGGCUUGUAACACUCUCCUAUAGAUUACUUUUCAGUUAGAUAAUGAAAAAAAACCUGUGGCUUCAUCUUAUGUCUGCCCGUAGCACCUGGCCCUAAAAUAAAUUGAGCUCAGUUUGUUGUCGGUAAACAAAGUGCUGCUCAGAUUGUAGUGUUUACAUGUAGGGAAUGUCUUGCCAUCACAUAAACGCAUCCAAGUUCAUUAUCUUCUAUUCUCCUUCAAUGUCUCCUUGGAGAGCUAAAUAGAUAUAGGACACUGUGAGGAAGACAUUUCUAUAAUCUAGAACAUUUGUUUGUUAGCCCAAUAGGUCUAUUAAGAUCUUUUUAGAGAUGCCAUGGAAUUGUGCACUCAAGCAACCAGGUUGAACAUAAUCAGUGUUCUCCUUUUGAUGUUUACUUAUCGCUUGCUAUUAUUAUUGUCAC
Molecule: messenger RNA, 3477 nt
Organism: Clupea harengus (Atlantic herring)
Lineage: Eukaryota; Metazoa; Chordata; Actinopteri; Clupeiformes; Clupeidae
Gene: fam222bb
Product: family with sequence similarity 222 member Bb
Source: RefSeq, a predicted model, not a curated record